Messenger RNA from Arabidopsis lyrata subsp. lyrata, 1242 nucleotides. Its product is annotated as 60S ribosomal protein L7a-1. Gene Ontology annotation, cellular component: ribonucleoprotein complex. The record is from RefSeq and is a predicted model, not a curated record. NCBI's taxonomy places the organism in Eukaryota, Viridiplantae, Streptophyta, Magnoliopsida, Brassicales, Brassicaceae. The transcript has 6 exons. Bases 356 to 1009 code for a protein of 217 amino acids. Gene Ontology annotation, biological process: ribosome biogenesis.
AGAAAAGUUGUGUUGAUUGGGAACGUAGUACGGUUUUCCAAGAAAAAAACAUUGAAUUCCGCUUUUACAUGCUGCCGAUCACGGCCUAAUUUUCGUAAGCCCGAUCAUAGACAAAAUAAAACCCUAAUAAAUAAAUAUUCUCUUUCAUUAGUCAGAGGUCUCUUGAGGUUUCAGUUUCUUGUCUUUUGGGAUAAACAGUAAGUAGCUGACAAAUGGUAUAGAAACUUCUGCUCCGAGUUAGAUCUGUUGUUCUACUUAUAUAAUUCAUUGUUUCUCCACUCUGUUUCUUCUUCUUCUUAAGUUGUGUAGUUCAUAAUAGUAAAUUUAUGUUUGUCUGAUCUUUAAGUUUUUUUGCAUGUGUGGUUUGCUUAAAAACUUAAAAUGCAUAAUUGGAUCUGGCCUUGUGUGUUCCAUUGUAGCUAAUUUGUUAGAGGAAUUGAAUGGCCCCAAAGAAAGGAGUCAAAGUAUCUACAAAGAAGAAGCCGCGACUUCUCUGUUUAAGAUUCUCCUCAAGUAUAGGCCUGAGGACAAAGCAGCCAAGAAGGAGCGUCUUCUCAAGACGGCUCAGUCUGAGGCUGAGGGAAAACCUUCUGAGUCAAAGAAGCCAAUUGUUGUCAAAUAUGGUCUUAACCAUGUGACUUACCUCAUUGAGCAGAGAAAGGCCCAAUUGGUGGUGAUUGCUCAUGAUGUGGAUCCGAUUGAGUUGGUCGUCUGGCUGCCCACAUUGUGCAGGAUAAUGGAAGUUCCUUACUGCAUUGUCAAGGGGAAAUCACGAUUGGGAGUGAUUGUCCACCAGAAAAUAGCAUCUUGCUUGUGUUUGACCACAGUGAAGAAUGAGGAUAAGCUGGAAUUCAGCAAAAUCCUAGAGGCCAUAAAGGCAAACUUCAAUGACAAGUAUAUGGAGGAGCGUAAGAAGUGGGGAGGUGGGAUUAUGGGAUCCAAAUCGCAGGCCAAGACUAAGGCUAAGGAGAGGAUUCUAGCCAAGGAGGCUGCUCAGAGGGUGAAUUAAGAAGCUCUCUAUGGGUUUCAUUUUUGGAAAGCUAAUUUUAUUCAAUUUGCACACUACUAAGAGUUUAAAUCCAAGUAUCUCUCUUUUUUCCACAAUUUUGGUUGCAUCGCCUUAUUUCGACUUAGGCUAUAUAUACAAACUUAUUUAUUGGCCCCAAGAGGCCACCUAUUGUUCCAUCAAUAUAAUUAAAUUUUAGCAGCUGUUUUUUCUUUUAAUUUUGUUCGUUAAGCUUC